Molecule: messenger RNA, 1065 nt
Organism: Aphanomyces invadans
Lineage: Eukaryota; Oomycota; Saprolegniomycetes; Saprolegniales; Verrucalvaceae
Exons: 6
Coding region: 361-1065 (234 amino acids)
Cellular component (GO): extracellular matrix
Molecular function (GO): protein binding
Source: RefSeq, a predicted model, not a curated record
CGAGAAAGAGCCGAAGAUCGUCACCAGACCUCCUCGAGCGAGAACAUGCACGUCGUUCACUUUCCAUCUUGCGUUCGCGCUCUCACUCGUUGCUAUUGCCAGUGCGAUGAUGCCGGGCGCAAACACCCCCAAUACGACCACCACAUGCUGCUUGACGGUUGUCGCUUCCUGCCCCAACUCCACCAACCACACGGUCUCAGUGGACGUUGCCUGCCCGACGACAGUUUGUCUCGCAAAUGGACACACGGCAACAAGUAUUGUCGCCAUGGACAAGUCGUUGAACCUGUCGCGUCGAAACAUCUCGGUCGUCACUGACCUCCCUUCGUGCGUCGAUAGCAUGUACGUGGCUGCUGUCCUCGCAUGAGAACUCGCAUGGACGCCAACGCGUGUGCUAGUGACUUGUCGUACAACAGAAUUCAAAGCAUUUCAGUUCAAUCGAGUGAUCCUGGUGAAGUCCCGCUCCUGCACCUAAACCUCAGCCACAACGCCUUCGCGACAUCGAGCGCCAUCCUACUGCCAGGAACCGUCCAAACCCUGGACCUGAGUGGCAACCGCAUCGGGACCUUGUCCCGCGAAAUGGCCGAGCAAAUGCCGCGACAGCUCAAGUCCUUGGUUUUAAGUGGCAAUGGGAUGACCAGCAUCGACGGCAGAUAUCUACCGACGACACUGAAGCGCUUGGACUUGACGCGAAACUCCAUCGAGACCAUCCUCCUGGACACGCCAAGCUACGCGUUAGUGAGUCAUCCAGAGUUCGUCCUCGAGAUCGAGCCGAACCAAGCGCCGAUACCGACGAGCCUCCUGUGCAUGCAGCCGCCGCCUCGCCUCGCCAACAACUACAUGUGCGUGAUCGAGACGCCCAAACACGCCAUGGUCACAGCGAUUCUCGGCAAGUACUUGUUGGGGCUCAUCGUGGUCGUUUUGAUCGGGUACGCUGCGUUCCAGUCCCUGAAACAAUAUCAGUCGAGCAGCGGCGUGUCCGAGCUGACGGACCGGUCGACGUACAUCAGCUCCAACUAUUUGGAACAACCCAAGACGUCCUCAUCGAAUCGCGUCGCUGUUGCAUGA